This is a messenger RNA of Varanus komodoensis (Komodo dragon), 5211 nucleotides long. RefSeq names its product dehydrogenase/reductase 9 (gene DHRS9). The record is from RefSeq and is a predicted model, not a curated record. Bases 836 to 1876 code for a protein of 346 amino acids. The transcript has 7 exons. NCBI's taxonomy places the organism in Eukaryota, Metazoa, Chordata, Lepidosauria, Squamata, Varanidae.
GAGAUAAAGGAAGGAAAGAAUGAGGAGGGAUGAGAUUUGGAGGGAAAGAUAAAGAAAGGCAGUGGUGAGUGGGAUUGCCCAGGUGUGUCUGCAAAGCGAGUGUGAGACUUGUGUGUUUCUUAGCAUGCAAGUGGUCCAGACAAGAAGCUGGGAAGCUGCCUUGUCCUGAGACGGACCACUAGUCCAUGUAGCACAGUAUUGCCAACACUGGCUGGCAACAGCUCUCCAAGAGAGUUUUCAGCCCCAACCAGCAAGCCUGAGGGCCUCAGCUAGCAAAUCAGGUGCUCUGCCACUGAGCCAUGGCCCUCCCUUUAGUGAUCUGCUACGCACGGGCUUUUGGUUCUUCUCUCCAUGGAUUCACUGGAUUUGUGACAUCAGCGGCCCUUGCUUUGUGACCUCACCAGAUCCUGCCUCAGGCCUGUGGCUUUUGGAUGCUGCAGACCAGGGAACCCACGUUGCAACAUCACCUUGCUGGUAAGGAACAUGGAGCCUAUCCUAGCCACUGAGGAACUGAAUUCAACUUCUAUGAGAAAUGGAGGCUUUUCUCUCGGCUUGUCACCUUUCAGAGACAAGUGAAAGCUUUUUUUUUUUCCACUAGGCAUUUGGGAUCUAACUGGAGAUCUAGCUGUUUGGCAGCCUGUGUGAACAAAAUUGCAAAGGAAGUUAAGCCAGUUGCAACCACCUGUCCUCUUCCAAGUCAUCUGUAGCACCACAUCCAGUUUUUGAAAUGGGCUCUUCAAGAGAACAAGAACUAAACUAAGAAGACAAGUGGACAACAUAUUGCUCCAGGCAGAUUAAAGAAAAGAAACACCCUUUUGCCUAACUACAGCUCAGCAUGAAGGGGGAGGAAACUGAGGAGCAUAGCUUGGAUAUAGGAAUGUUUUACUACGUGCUAUUGUGGUCGGUCAUCUGCUAUUUCUGGUGGAAAUGGAGAGCAGGAGACACCUUAAUCGACCUAGAUCGUGGAACAAAAUAUGUGUUGAUCACUGGCUGUGACUCAGGAUUUGGAAAACUGGCAGCUCUGACUUUUGAUAGGAAAGGAUUUCUUGUUAUUGCCUGUUGCCUGACAGAAACGGGAGCAGAAGAGCUGAAAACAGAAGCUUCUGUACACCUGCAGACAAUGGUGCUCGAUGUGAGAGACACGGAUAGUAUCAAAUUAGUGGAAGAAAAAGUAAAAAAAAUAGUCGGAGAAAAAGGUCUCUGGGGCCUGAUCAAUAACGCAGGGAUUAUGGGGGCAUCAGCGCCAACAGACUGGCUGUCUAUCGAGCACUUUAGAGCCCCGAUUGAAAUUAAUUUAAUUGGACUCAUAAAUGUGACACUACACAUGCUUCCACUGGUUAAAAAAGCCAAAGGAAGGAUAAUCAACGUAACCAGUGUUGGUGGUGUUCUAGCUAUAUGCAGUGGUGGUUAUUGUCCAUCCAAAUUUGGGGCAGAAGCAUUCACUGACAGCUUAAGACAGGACAUGAAACCCUUUGGAGUUACAGUAUCUUGCAUUGAACCUGGGCUGUUCAAAACAGAACUCUCCAACAGAAACAAGGUCAUAAAAGAAAAGGUGGACAUUUGGAAUAAUCUUCCUCAGGACAUCAAGAGGCAGUAUGGUGAGAACUAUUUAAAGGAAGAUACAGUCAAGAAGGAAAAAUUAGUUAAGCUGUGUCAGAACUCAAGCCUCUCAUUGGUUGUGAAGUGCAUGGAACAUGCCUUGCUGAGCAAACAGCCAAGGACACGCUACAGCCCGGGCAUGGACGCCAAACUGCUGUGGAUCCCCCUCUCGUACAUGCCCACGUUUGUGCAGGACUAUGUGCUCAUGAAGAACAAAGUGAAGUUAGCAGAGCCAAACACAAAGAGGCAUCCUUCCCCUUGCUCACAGUCACACUGACUCUCCUGGGCAGCCAGGGCUGGUUGGCUCCAAAUAAGACAAGGAUGCGUCUUGGCCCGUUUGGCACAACCUGUGAGCUCCAGGUCAUGCUUUCAAAGCUGUGCGAGGAAGAGAAAUGCACUUAGGUCUGGCGGACAGCAAGUAUCCAGCGAUGUUGGCAACGUUCACUUACCAUCUCUCAUUAACAUGUUUUAAAAUGAAAUGUUAAUGAAGGCCUGUGCUUCCCCGUAGCACCAAAGGCAGAAGUGGGUGAUAUGGCUAAAGGAAUCUUGGCCUCCUUGAAUCAAUCUUAAGUCAACCGGCCAAUCAAACACUGGGCAAAUAUUGUCAGGUAUUAGACAAUAGCAAAGUAUCUUAAAUCAUGUGUGUAUUAGAACAGGAACAAAGUACAGGGAUAAUUGUGCCUGUUACAAGUUCUACUCUCAGAUCCCAUUGUCCAGCCAUUCACAAGAGUUUUACUGAGCACUGUGCCAAAUCUUUCUGCCCACUGAGCAAGUGUGAUUGGCCCACUUGCUGUGCACGUACAUCAUUCUUGUUUUGAAAAACAUGCCUGUACUGAAUGCCUCUGAGCAUAUGCAGACUUUCUUUCCUGCUCAAGGCUAUACAAGGGUAUACAACCCAUCCAAGAAAAGAUCUAGGGGCAAAGUAUCCCAGGCGUGCACAGAAUGCUUUUCUUGUGUGAAGAAAAUGUUCUUUUGCACGCCUGAAGACGGCAACCUGUUACUUCCUGUGGCAGGCUGCUUGGCUGGGGAACCAAUCAGUACAGAGGUUUUGCGCUGCUGAAGCCACAACUUGCAGGAAUGUGACAAAAGGCAUUCUACUGAGGUCUGCAUUUCAUUCUGAGCUUGCAGCCUCACACCUCUUGCCGAAUGCAUCCCGCAAAACAAAUAGAGCCACCCAUCUUGGUGGCCCCUUAUUCCAGGGAUGGAACCAUAAUGAAGUAGCACCGUGUGUGUGCUGCACUUGCACUCAGAGCACGAAACACUUUCAUGGAGCAUGCAUUUGCACCAGCAGCCAUGCCUCUCAUAUUAUCCUGGGGUGCCCAGGUACAGCGUAUGAGUGGCUGGAACUCGGGGGAAGGGCAACCUGCGUCGCAUGCAGAAAGUCCCAGGCCCCAGCCCUGGAUUCUCCAGUGAACCAGACCUGGUAACUCGAGAUGGAAAACGUUCUUCUCUGCCUGAGAGCGUGGAGUAUCACAGCCAGUUAGAAUAAACCAUCUUGGACAACAUGGACAAAUGGCCUGACCUGGGAGAAGGCAGCUUCCUUGGAUAGUGCCCAAGUGCUGCUAAGCAGCAAAACUGGCUUCGCCGAAUUUCUUUUGGUUUUGCAUCCUCUGGUUCUGGUCAAGAAAACCAGUAGAGCCUGUGGAUGCACUGCGGGGCAACGUUCCCUGCUGUCACGGUGUCCUCAUGAUGCAGUAAAGGAAGGUUUGCUGGAAGGCCAUUGCAUUUCUGAGCAUGAUAAAACAAGAAGAGUAACAGUGGCAGGCCGGUUGGCAACACGCCUCAGGUUAGUCAACCCAGCAUCCUGUGCCUCAUAGAGCAACCACAUUCAUCAUGUAAUAACUACAAGUGUGACAUGACUGAAUGGUGAUGUAAACAGCUAUUUAUAGCUUAAAUUUUGCCACCGUCUUAAUUAUGUCUCAGAUCCUGAUAUCAUACAAAUGCAAUGCCCAUUAAAAGUAAAAAAAAAAGUUAGCUUUGAUUGGAUAAAUAACUCCUGCUAAUAGGCAUCUUAUAACUUGCUGUUAGCUCAGCCUUCUCACCAAAAGUUGGUGGGUUUUUAAGUGAUGAGCAGUAAGGAUAUAAAAAUAUCUUUCGCUCAACCAGGUAAUUACACAGUUCCAAGUACUGUCCACCUUUCAGAAAUCAAUGGACACAAUCCUUUAGGUUUGUACUACAGUUUGCCAACCAUGCUGAUGUUUUUAUUUGGGUGAAAAAGCUACCUACUGAGAUGGCUGUUCUCAAACAGCAGAAGAGGCCUCCUUCAAGGGUAGUGUGUAUGGGUGAAGAUGGCAGGUGUAGUUCCAGAGAAGGACAGGAUCCUGAGGUGGGUGAACUCUUCCUCAGCUAAAUUGGUCUUUUAAAGUCCUGCAUUUCAGAGGGCUGUGCUUUGUUUAAAGGACAGUCAAGAUCCAGUCCAAUUUAAAGAAACAUCACCAGAAGAGAAUGAGGAGCUCUUGGUUACUCGUCAACAGUUAGCACUGGGACAGCAAACUGAACAGGCAAGCAGGGUAUAUGGUCAAGGUCUUUCUCACUGUGGCAAGAUGUUCUGCAUUUCUGAUGCAGAUGCUUCUUCAUUUGGAGUCCAACAUAUAUAUUAGCAUAUGCACAUUUCAUGCAAAUCAAUGUCUUUGAGUUUAAGGAUGCACUUUCUAUUUUUUGAUGAGAUAUAUAAGUAGCCAGUUUACAUUUCUCCAUAGACUCCAACCAAGGCCUAGAUGGACUGAAUGUCUCCUGGGUUCUUGGAAUUCUUUUUCCCCUAUAUGUGUGUGUGAAAAUGUUUAGGAAAGGGUAUGAGAUAUAUCUUUAUAUUCCUCUUCUCAUGCCAGUCUUAAAUUAAUGCCGCAUUCCACAUAUCUUUGCACACAACAGUACUUCAUUUUACAAGCCCCACAUGUUUAUGUGUGUAGCAGAUUAUUAGUGUUGCGUAAGGAGGGCUACAUAGCGCGGUUCAUAAUGGUAAUCAGGGACAAGUUCAAAAUGUUUGAGAAAUGCAAGCAAUGGAAAAACAUCUGUUUGAUCGAAUUUUUAGACAUUGUUAAACUUUUUUUUCUAGGAGUCUUUAAUUUAUUUGGUAGUAGGAACCAUAUUGUACAAUAUUUCAUUAUUCCAUGGUUGUAUGUCUUGUAAACUUUCCUCAGUGAUAUUAUACUGUCAUUUAUUAUGUAUACAGUCUUUUUGUCCUUAUGAAUGUUGGGACAUUCAUAAAUUUUAUAUAUGAAGGAUGCGGCAGCAAGUUGCCUAAAACACAAUGAACUUUGAAGAGGGACCUGCAGCCCUCAAUCGCCAUGUUGAAAAUGCGCGUGCUUGUCCUGCCGUUUACAUUUCUACCUCUCCUUAAGAACCUGCCCUUGCCUUUUGUUCCUUUUUAAUGAAGGCUUCCUGUUCAGCGGGCCUUUUGUUUCCUUGCUUCCGCUGUUAUUUUCUAAAGCCUUUGGUGGGUUUAAUUGUGGAAGCCUGUUGAGUCUUAACUGUUCAAUGCUGCUGCUACUUGAAUGUGUAUCCAUCUCCUAUUUUAACUUGUUUUUGUCUGUGGUUUUGCAUUGGCUCAUGUUCAGUGGAAAGUUCUAUGUGGGCAGGAGUGUGUACAUGAGUAAAAAUAAUUUAAACAAA